Drosophila sulfurigaster albostrigata is the source of this 1879-nucleotide messenger RNA. RefSeq names its product isocitrate dehydrogenase [NAD] subunit gamma, mitochondrial (gene Idh3g). Gene Ontology annotation, cellular component: mitochondrion. The record is from RefSeq and is a predicted model, not a curated record. Bases 109 to 1317 code for a protein of 402 amino acids. Lineage: Eukaryota; Metazoa; Arthropoda; Insecta; Diptera; Drosophilidae. The transcript has 7 exons. Gene Ontology annotation, biological process: isocitrate metabolic process; tricarboxylic acid cycle.
UCGGUUCACGAACAUAUGAUUUUGCGUUUUGGCCACAAUCUUUGCCAGCAGCAAUAAAAGGGUUGAAACAUUUUGCAGUGCAGCGGAAAAGAUUAAUAAAUUGCAAACAUGGCCAUUCGAUUGACGCAAAGAUUGCUGCAGACCCAGGCGCCGUUCCUUACCCGCGGUUAUCCGCUGCUCGUGACCAAGGAGAAGACAGAGGAUGUGGCUCACACGAAAUCGGCUCUGCAAAAGAAAUUAACGGGAACUGACAUACCCUCGGCCCAGUAUGGUGGCCGCCAUGGUGUAACCAUGCUGCCGGGCGGCGGCAUCGGUCCCGAGCUGAUGGGAUAUGUGCGUGAAAUCUUUCGUUAUUGCGGAGCACCCAUUGACUUUGAGGUGAUUGACAUUGAUCCAUCCACUGAGGGCAACGAAGAUUUGGAGUAUGCCAUCACAUCGAUUAAACGCAACGGUGUCGCUCUCAAGGGCAACAUUGAAACUAAAUCGCAGAGUCUAAGCGAAGUCUCCCGCAACGUGGCCAUUCGUAAUGAGCUGGAUCUCUAUGUGAAUGUGGUGCAUUGCAAAUCUUAUCCGGGAAUUCCAGCCCGCCACAAGGACAUCGACAUUGUGCUCAUCCGUCAGAACACCGAUGGCGAGUACGCGAUGUUGGAGCACGAAUCGGUGCGCGGUGUCGUCGAGAGUAUGAAGGUGGUAACCGUGGAGAACGCGGAGCGAGUGGCACGCUAUGCCUUCGAAUAUGCGCGUCAGAAUAAUCGCAAGCGUGUAACGACCAUACACAAGGCAAACAUCAUGAAGCUGUCCGAUGGCCUGUUCUUGGAGGUGGCGAAUCGUGUACAUAAGGAUUAUCCCGAGCUGGAGCACAACAACAUGAUCAUUGACAACACCUGCAUGCAAGCUGUUUCCAAUCCACACCAGUUCGAUGUGAUGAACAUGACCAAUUUAUAUGGCACAAUUGUGUCGAAUGUGAUUUGUGGUCUGAUCGGUGGAGCCGGUCUUAUUUCAGGACGCAAUUAUGGUGAUCACUAUGCCAUCUUCGAGCCCGGUACCCGUAACACAGGCACAGCCAUUGCUGGCAAGAAUAUUGCCAAUCCGGUGGCCAUGAUAAAUGCCAGCAUUGACAUGUUGAACCAUCUGGGACACAACGAGCACGCCAAGGUCAUCUAUGAUGCUACAUACCAAACCAUUGUUAACGAUGCCAUUCGUACCCCAGAUCUGGGCGGCAAUCACUCCAGUACCGAUGUGGUUGAGAACAUACUUAAGAUUUUGAGUGCCAAGCGUGUGAAUUGGCCACAUGGGAACUAUUUCAACCAGUCUUAGGCAAAGCAAAAUCAGAGCCUUACUAAACCAAAAGAAAAAAAACAGCAAAACAAAGAAAAACUCCUAUCAAAUUAUAUUAACACACAACUAAGCCAAUCAGAGUCAAAGUGUUAGAUUCCCCCAACAACAAGCCAAAAUGCAUAACAUGUUUAUUGUGAUGUCAAGAACCAAUUUGAAACCUAUCAGUUUAUUUAUAAGCUGGUCAAAAUUAUGCGCUGCUUUACCAAAAAAAAAAAACAAUUAUAUAUAUUCUCCCUCUGCCCCGGCUAAAUGUUAUAUGUUCUGUGCACACUUCUGAUGUCCAAAGUUUUGAAUCACAGAUUUCUUGCCUGGUCCCUAUGAAUGCUUUGAACUCUUGACCUACUUUGACUUUACUUCUUAUCCCAUUAGAUAUCCAUAAAUCCUAAGACAAAAAAAAGAUAAAAUUACUCAUUCGUUAAAUCAGAAUUAAGUACAAUGUCUCCUCAGAUCAAGAAUUUUUAUGUUCAAAUGAAGCAAUAAACAAUAGAAUUGUAAAUUGAUUUUCAAACGAUUGUAAAACUAAAACUGAAUUCAAACAAAA